Nymphaea colorata (pocket water lily) is the source of this 1629-nucleotide messenger RNA. RefSeq names its product cytochrome b6-like. Gene Ontology annotation, cellular component: membrane. Gene Ontology annotation, molecular function: electron transfer activity. Gene Ontology annotation, biological process: respiratory electron transport chain. Bases 1 to 855 code for a protein of 284 amino acids. The record is from RefSeq and is a predicted model, not a curated record. The transcript has 2 exons. NCBI's taxonomy places the organism in Eukaryota, Viridiplantae, Streptophyta, Magnoliopsida, Nymphaeales, Nymphaeaceae.
AUGAUCCCAAAUGAACAGAGUUUUGGUUCCCUCAUUUUAUCUGGAAAGAUUGAAUCAAGUGAAGUCUCUAAAAGGUUUCAAAUCUUUCUUUUCUAUUGCACGUUGCAACCAGAACCAGUAUUGGGGUGUUUUCGCUUGAGCCGUACGAGACGAAAUUCUCAUAUACGGUUCUUAGAGGGGGAGUCCCUUCGCCUUCGGUUCACCUAUCUCAAUAAAGUAUAUGAUUGGUUCGAGGAGCGUCUCGAGAUUCAAGCGAUUGCAGAUGAUAUAACUAGUAAAUAUGUUCCUCCUCAUGUCAAUAUAUUUCAUUGUCUAGGAGGGAUCACACUUACUUGCUUUUUAGUACAAGUAGCUACGGGUUUUGCUAUGACUUUUUACUAUCGCCCGACCGUCACAGAAGCUUUUGCCUCUGUUCAAUACAUAAUGACUGAAGCCAACUUCGGUUGGUUAAUCCGAUCAGUUCAUCGAUGGUCAGCAAGUAUGAUGGUUCUAAUGAUGAUCCUGCACGUAUUUCGUGUUUAUCUCACAGGUGGUUUUAAGAAACCACGUGAAUUGACUUGGGUUACGGGUGUAGUUCUGGCUGUGUUGACUGCAUCCUUUGGGGUAACUGGUUAUUCUUUACCUUGGGACCAAAUUGGGUAUUGGGCAGUCAAAAUUGUAACUGGUGUACCUGAGGCUAUCCCUAUAGUGGGAUCGCCCUUGGUAGAGUUAUUACGCGGAAGUGCUAGCGUGGGUCAAUCCACUUUGACCCGCUUUUAUAGUUUACACACUUUUGUAUUACCUCUUCUUACCGCCGUAUUUAUGUUAAUGCACUUUUCAAUGAUACGUAAGCAAGGUAUUUCAGGUCCUUUAUAGAGAAGACAGAGCAUAGGUAUUUGUAAUAGAUCAUAUAAUAUAUUGUUUGGGUAGGAACAAAAAAAUAGUAUUUGUAUUUCAUUGCUAUAAAUAUGGAUUAUUGAAAAGAAUAAGACAUGUUAUUUGGAUAUUUCCCUUCAACCACGAAGUAUUUUUUAUUUGAUACGAACAGUUGAAGUGGAUUCUCGGAGGAGAGGAUGGAUUAUGGGAGUGUGUGACUUGAACUAUUGAUUGGUCCAUGCAGAUAUAUUAUCUGCCACAUUGGAAUUCAUAAACAAAUGUGUCUCUGUUCCAACCGCCGCCCCCCUGCGGAGCAAGAGGAUAGGCUGGUUCCUUUGAGGAGAAUCUUUUCUAUGAUCAGACCCGAAUCAUGUCAUGCAUGAAUAGGCUUCGUAAGAUCUAGUAGAAUAAGUGAUGUGGCAUGAUCCAGAUUAUGUUCUAUCUAUUCCACUUCCAUUUAUUUAACUUAUAGUAGGGAAUGCAUUCAUUUCCCCUGCAUCGACCCCGAUCUAUGAUACUAUCGGAGUGAAACACGGGAUCUAAGGAAGAAUCGAGGCUAGACUUUAUUAGUAACAAGUAAAUCCUUUGUACGUAAGAAGACUCUAAAAAACAAUAUUGUGCAUCAAUUACAAGGUAUGAGACAAUCCAAAAGCAUUUGAUCAUGAUCGAUGUAAGCCUACUUGGGUAUUGAGCAUUUAUUUGUACGAACAUAGUUUCCUGGAUGGCAUAUGGAUUUUAUAUGAAUCCAUUUCAUUCCUUUGAUUAUUGCUCGAG